Messenger RNA from Parnassius mnemosyne (clouded apollo), 507 nucleotides. Lineage: Eukaryota; Metazoa; Arthropoda; Insecta; Lepidoptera; Papilionidae. The record is from the annotation of a GenBank genome assembly.
AUGAAGGGACGCUUGAGAUCAAAGGUAUGGUGGCCCCGUAUCGAUAAAGACGUAGAACAAUUAGUAAAAGCCUGUAAAGGUUGUACGUUAGUGGGGUUGCCAAACCCAACUACACCAAUGAAGAGACGAGAGUUGCCUGCAGCUCCAUGGAUAGAUGUCACAAUGGAUCUAAUGGGACCAUUGCCAAGUAACGAGUAUCUUUUAGUAGUGGUCGACUACUAUAGUCGAUACAAAGAAGUAAACAAUUACAAAAACAUCACAAGCUUACAGAUUAUUAAAAUGGUAAAAGAAAUGUUCUGUAGACUUGUUUAUCCUAUUUCUAUCACCGCAGACAAUGGCAAGCAGUUCGUUAGUGAAGAGUUUCGAUCUUUCUGCAAAAAAUGUAACAUUAAGUUAUUUAGUACUAUACCAUAUUGGCCUCAAAUGAUCGGCGAAGUUGAAAGACAAAACAGAGAUAUUUUGAAACGUCUUCGUAUCAGCCAGAUCGAGAGGAAGGAUUUAAAAUAA